Messenger RNA from Mesorhabditis spiculigera, 699 nucleotides. Lineage: Eukaryota; Metazoa; Nematoda; Chromadorea; Rhabditida; Rhabditidae. The record is from the annotation of a GenBank genome assembly.
AUGAAGUCUCAACUCGCCUUCUUCAGCAUUCUCCUCGUCUCAGCCAGCGCCCAGCUGCGCCUCGGUGUCCCAGUGGGAUGUGCCGCUCCACCAUGCCCCUGCUUGAGCCCACCUUGCCCGCCUCCGCCUCCACCACCCCCACCACCACCGCCGCCGGUCAUGCAAUGCUGCCCGGUGUGCGAGAUGGCGCCUUGCCCGGUCUACUGCGCCGCCCCACCAUGCGCUCCUCGCCCGAUCCCUGUGAUGUACCAACCCGUUUCGUACUGUUCCGCCCCUCCUUGCCCACCCCCGGCCCCGAUGCCCAUCUACCAGCCCGUGCAGCCGGCACCGAUGUACAGCCCUUGCGCGGCUCCCCCGUGCGGAGGAUACCCGGGAGCGUACCCCGGAAUCGGAGGCGGAGCCUACCCGACUUACCCUGGAAUUGGAGGAGGAGCCUACCCCGGAAUCGGAGGAGGAGCCUAUCCUAGCUACCCUUCGGCCUAUCCGGGCAUCGGUGGAGGUGCUUACCCCACGAUGGGAUACCUUGGAAUCGGAGGUGGUGCUCGUCCGGCCUACUCGCCCUCCUUCUUCUCCCGCGGAGCCUUCAUGUACGGUUCCAACAAGGGAAAAGCACGCACCGAGGCAUCAAAAACCUCUGAGGAAAAGCCCGCCAGCAACGAGGAGACUGAGGAGCAGCCAACUGAGGAGAAGCCAGCAAAC